This is a messenger RNA of Vicia villosa (hairy vetch), 1122 nucleotides long. RefSeq lists its product as uncharacterized. The coding region runs from base 1 to 1122 and encodes 373 amino acids. Lineage: Eukaryota; Viridiplantae; Streptophyta; Magnoliopsida; Fabales; Fabaceae. The transcript is spliced from 3 exons. The record is from RefSeq and is a predicted model, not a curated record.
AUGUCCGUUUUGGUCAACGGUAGUGCUACCAAAGAUUUUAAAGUUCAAAGAGGCUUACGUCAAGGUGACCCGAUUUCUCCUUUUCUCUUUGUAAUCGCUAUGGAAGGUCUUAGUGCUCUCAUGAAGAAAUCGGUGGAGGUGCGGGAUUUUAAACCGUUCAAAUUUGUUGAAGAAGAUUAUGUGGAUAUUCUCCAAUUUGCAGAUGACACUGUAAUUAUUGGAGAACCUACAUGUGAUAAUCUUUGGAGUAUGAAAGUAUUGUUGAGAGGCUUCGAGCUUGGUCUUUUCCGUUUGAAUUCCUUGGUAUUUGGGUUGGAGAAGGUGCUAGUAAGAAGAGUGUGGAAGGAUGUGGUUACUAAUAUCAAAUCAAGAUUAUCAAUGUGGAAGGGUAGAAAUAUUUCCAUCGGCGGAAGGAUGACUCUUAUUGGUUCGGUGCUUAAUGUUAUCCCAAUCUUUACUCUUUCCUUCUUUAAAUCUCCGAGCAAAAUUAUCCAAGAAAUUAGAGGCCUUCUUAGUAACUUCUUAUGGAACGGGAAUGUGAACAAAAGAUGUAUUCAUUGGGUGAAGUGGGAGAAUGUUUGCAAACCUAGGGGAAAAGGUGGAUUGGGUAUUAGAGAUGUUGGUGAAAUGAAUAGAUCUCUCCUUCUCAAAUGGAAGUGGAGAAUAUUGAAGGAGGACAAAGCCACUUGGAGUAGAUUUCUACUAUUGAGAUAUCAAAAUCCAAAAAUUAAAGUGUUAGCCUCUUGUGUGGAUGUUUUAAACCAGGAUGAUUCUAGUUGGUGGAGAGAUAUCAUCUUUAAUGACUUUAAAGAGGAGGAUUCUGUUGAAGGCUUCAAUGAUUGGCAUAGUUGUUGGUUGGGCGAUCAAACUCUUCAUGCUUCCUUCUCGCAUUUGUUCGAUCUGUCAACCAAUAAACUUUGCAAGGUUAGUGAUGUCAUCACUUGGAACAAUGGUGCUUAUUCUUGGAAUAUUUAUGUUCUCUUUGGUAUUGAUGGCUUGCUUCCAUUGGGUCCGAAUUUCUUCCAACCCGCCUCAAACGGAAUAGUUUCGGUUUUUGAUCUUCAAUUGAGGGAUUUAAAAAGCGUUAUUGAAUGGCAUUGUCUCGAACAACUUGGAAAAUGA